AUGACCCAUAUCCCUUCAGAAUCAUCACCCCUCCUCCCCGCCGAACCUCCCAUCGAGACGGCCCAUCACCAGCAACACAUCCCCCUCUACCCCAGGAAGAGCCAGCACGAGGAGUGCCACAUCGACUACAGCAACGUGCUCCGCGACAUCAUCAUCGGCUUCUCAGACGGCCUCACCGUGCCCUUCGCCCUGACCGCCGGCCUCUCCAGCCUCGGCAGCGCCAAGGUCGUCAUCAUCGCCGGCCUCGCGGAGCUGUUCUCCGGCAUGAUCAGCAUGGGCCUGGGCGCGUACCUCGCGGCCGUCACCGAGCGCGACCACUACAACCACCAGGAGCAGCGCGAGGCGUGCGAGGUGCAGAACAUGCCCGAGGCCGAGCGCGACGGCGUCUACUCCAUCCUGGAAAAGUACAACGUAUCGCGGACUGCUGCCACACCCCUAGUGGAUGAGCUGUGCAAGAACCCCGACCAUUGGGUGCGCUUCAUGAUGGACUUUGACCUCAAGCUCGACAAGCCCAACAUCCACCAGGCAUGGAUCUCGGCCGUCACCAUGGGACUCAGCUACUUCAUCGGCGGCCUCAUCCCCAUGAUCCCGUACUUUGUCAUGGACCGCGUGCGCGAGGCUCUUUGGGUCUCCAUCGGCAUCACUGUUGCUGUCCUGCUCGUCUUCGGCUACGUCAAGAACUACGUCGCCAUCCGGAACCACCGCGCCGGUCUCUGGGGAGCGUUCCAGACCUUGGUCAUUGGAAUGCUGGCAGCAGGAACAAGCUACGCCAUUGUCAGAGGCUUGGACAGAAAGGACCAAUAG
This is a messenger RNA of Ilyonectria robusta, 804 nucleotides long. RefSeq names its product Ccc1 family. Gene Ontology annotation, molecular function: manganese ion transmembrane transporter activity; iron ion transmembrane transporter activity. NCBI's taxonomy places the organism in Eukaryota, Fungi, Ascomycota, Sordariomycetes, Hypocreales, Nectriaceae. The record is from RefSeq and is a predicted model, not a curated record. Bases 1 to 804 code for a protein of 267 amino acids. Gene Ontology annotation, cellular component: fungal-type vacuole membrane. Gene Ontology annotation, biological process: intracellular manganese ion homeostasis. The transcript has a single exon.